GCUACUUCCUGGUUGAGGCCACUUUUGUUUCCCUCGGACUUGUUUACCGUGUCAGAGGCUGUAGAUCUCUGAGUAGAGGUAGGGACUGCUGCUCCCGGCCCCGCUCUGCCCACAGAGUCCGAUGGCGGCAGCGGCGCUGAGGGACCCGCCUCAGGUAAACGCUCGUCCUGCGGGCCCUCACCGCCCUCACCCCACCAGACACGGAAGACCCGAGUGCGGGGCGCCUGCUCACGUGCCCGCAGCCCAGGCCGCGGUGUCCAGGAAGAUGGGGGUCCCUAUUUCUCACAGACAGUGUGAUGGCGCGUGGGAGAGGGUUACAGGCGGAGGUACCGGCAUGUGUAAAGGAUUUGAGGGUGGUGUGACCUUUCAGGACAUUGCCAUGUACUUCUCCUGGGAGGAAUGGGGCCUCCUUGAUGAGGCUCAGAGAUGCCUGUACCUCGAAGUGAUACUGGAGAACUCUGCACUUGUAUCCUCGCUGAAGAUUGAUUUUCAUGGGAUGGAUACAUUCACAUUCUUCUACACAGCCUCAUGUCAACCAACAGGAAUGGUUCUGUAGGAAGCCAAUGACAGAGGAG
Molecule: messenger RNA, 575 nt
Organism: Lagenorhynchus albirostris (white-beaked dolphin)
Lineage: Eukaryota; Metazoa; Chordata; Mammalia; Artiodactyla; Delphinidae
Product: zinc finger protein 671-like
Exons: 3
Coding region: 122-556 (144 amino acids)
Biological process (GO): regulation of DNA-templated transcription
Source: RefSeq, a predicted model, not a curated record